Molecule: messenger RNA, 2209 nt
Organism: Bicyclus anynana (squinting bush brown)
Lineage: Eukaryota; Metazoa; Arthropoda; Insecta; Lepidoptera; Nymphalidae
Gene: SdhA
Product: succinate dehydrogenase [ubiquinone] flavoprotein subunit, mitochondrial
Exons: 12
Coding region: 218-2179 (653 amino acids)
Biological process (GO): mitochondrial electron transport, succinate to ubiquinone; tricarboxylic acid cycle
Molecular function (GO): flavin adenine dinucleotide binding; succinate dehydrogenase (quinone) activity; electron transfer activity
Source: RefSeq, a predicted model, not a curated record
AACAAUUAAGUUCUAGAUUCCUUGCUCUUCACCGCUCCUCUCACGCAUUUCGAUUUUUUGACCUUGUUUUUCUUUGACAUUUGACAAUCGCCGUGUGACAGAUAUGGUUGUGUAAAGUGUGAAUUGUGAAUGUCGAUCGAGCAGCCAAUAAUUCUAGAAAUUGUAUAUUUGUUUUAAGUUUUUAAACAGUGCUCCGGUGCGGACAGCGAGUUCCAUCAUGAGCGCAUUAAUGAAAGCAGCUCUAUCGCGCAGUCCUGCCUCCCUGGCAACAUAUUUCUAUAGGAAGCUACAUUUAUCAGUUGGGGGUGCAUCACCACUGAAAGAUGCUACAGUUAGCACAGGGAAAGGUUAUACAGUUAUUGAUCACCAACAUGAUGCACUGGUGAUAGGUGCGGGGGGUGCGGGCCUCAGGGCAGCCUUCGGUUUAGUGCAAGAAGGUUUUAAGACAGCUGUGGUGACCAAGCUGUUCCCAACAAGAUCACACACAGUGGCUGCUCAAGGAGGCAUUAAUGCAGCUCUAGGUAAUAUGGAGGAGGAUAGUUGGCUGUGGCACAUGUAUGACACUGUCAAAGGUUCUGAUUGGCUUGGAGAUCAGGAUGCCAUUCACUACAUGACAAGGGAAGCUCCUCAUGCUGUGAUUGAGCUGGACAACUAUGGUAUGCCAUUCUCUCGUACUCCAGAGGGGAAAAUUUACCAGAGAGCCUUUGGCGGUCAGUCUCUGAAGUUUGGAAAGGGCGGACAGGCUCACAGAUGCUGUGCUGUAGCUGACAGAACGGGCCACUCUCUGCUUCAUACACUUUAUGGACAAUCCUUGAGAUAUGACUGUGAAUACUUCAUUGAAUACUUUGCUUUGGACUUGUUGAUGGAAGAUGGUGUCUGCAAAGGUUGCAUUGCACUUAAUCUAGAAGAUGGAACCUUACAUAGGUUCCAAGCGAAGAACACGAUCCUGGCGACGGGCGGCACGGGGCGCUCGUACUUCAGCUGCACGUCGGCGCACACGUGCACGGGCGACGGCACGGCUAUGGCGGCACGCGCUGGCCUGCAGAACGAGGACAUGGAGUUCGUGCAGUUCCACCCCACAGGUAUCUAUGGAGCGGGUUGCCUCAUGACGGAGGGCUGUCGCGGCGAGGGCGGCUUCCUCGUCAACGCGAAGGGCGAGCGCUUCAUGGAGCGGUACGCGCCCGUCGCCAAGGACCUCGCCAGCAGGGACGUGGUCUCCCGGGCCAUGACCGUCGAGAUUAUGGAGGGCAGGGGCUGCGGGCCGGAGAAGGAUCACGUUCACCUGCAGCUGCACCACCUGCCGCCCGAGCAGCUGAAGCAGCGCCUGCCCGGCAUCUCGGAGACCGCCAUGAUCUUCGCCGGCGUCGACGUCACCAAGGAGCCCAUCCCCGUGCUGCCCACCGUGCACUACAACAUGGGCGGCACGCCCACCAACUACCGCGGGGAGGUGCUGACGUACGCGGGCGAGGACCGGCUGGUGCCCGGGCUGCUGGCGGCGGGCGAGGCGUCGUGCGCGUCGGUGCACGGCGCCAACCGGCUCGGCGCCAACUCGCUGCUCGACAUCGUGGUGUUCGGCCGCGCCUGCGCCAUCACCGUCGCCGACACCAGCCGCCCGGGCGACUCGCAGGCGCCGCUCAAAGAGACGACUGGAGAAGCGAGUAUCGCGAACUUGGACAAGCUAAGGAACGCGAACGGCAACAUCUCCACUGCAGACCUGAGGCUGAGGAUGCAGAAGUGCAUGCAGAAGAACGCGGCCGUGUUCAGACAGAAGAGCACCCUUGAAGAAGGCCACAAACAAAUCCACGAGAUCUACAAGCAAAUGGCGGACGUCAAAGUGUCGGACAGAUCUCUGAUAUGGAACAGCGACCUGGUGGAGACGCUGGAGCUCCAGAACCUGCUCAUCAACUCGGUGCAGAUCGUGGAGGGAGCCCUCGCCAGGGAGGAGUCCCGAGGAGCGCACGCUCGCGAGGACUUCAAAGUCAGACGCGAUGAAUUUGACUAUUCCAAGCCUUUGCAGGGACAGACAAAGCUGCCGUUUGAAAAGCACUGGCGCAAGCACACGAUAGCGGAGACGGACCCGCACACGGGCGCCACGCGGCUCAGCUACCGGCCCGUCAUCGACCACACGCUCGACCAGGACGAGUGCAAGACCGUGCCGCCCGUCAUACGCACCUACUAGGGUAACUUAGGUGAGAUAUAGUGAUGUAUU